AUGGCACCUAACAAGAAGAACAUCCAGGGAGAUAUCUGGCCACGUCUGCCUAAAAAGCACGAGGUGUUCGUCUUUUUCCGAAUUAGUAACCCAGCACGGUUCAAGAAACACUUAGCCGGCCUUGUCCCGCUGCUCACGACCGCUCGUGAUGCUGAGAGAUUCAGAUCCGACAUCUACAAAAAGAAGGCCGCAGGCACACUCCAAGGAAUUGUUCACUUAUCCGCUAUCAAUAUUGCCUUCUCCGCUAAGGGGUUAAAGAAACUGGGAGCCGAGUCAUUCAAGGAUGAUAUCUUCAACAACGGAAUGUGGGAGGAUUUGACUUACCCAAUGGAGGGAGAUGACAAGACAAAGCACAACGGACUCGAUGACCAGCAUGAUUGGUACCAUCAAUUCACCCCACGCCUGGGAUACAUUGACGGCGUCUUUAUUAUCACCGGUGAUAGUGAAAAGACCCUGACUGAUACCGUUGAGAUGGUCAAGAAAACCUUUGGAAUUGGUCUUACGGGCGAGCCAGUCAACGGAUUUCCUGUGGUCGACCAGCCAAGUAUUCAACUCGCCUUCCAACAGCAGGGACAUGUCCUGGAUGAUGACAGAGAACACUUUGGAUGGGUUGAUGGUAUCUCCCAGCCAGCUGUUAUUGGCCUAGACACCGACGCAAAGGUUGAAGAAGCCAGAAAGGGCUUAAAGCCAAUCCAGGCUGGUACCAUCCUUGUCGGAGGCGAAGGUGAUGAAGGGAACCACCCAGCGUGGGCCAACGAGGGAAGCUUCAUGGUGUUCCGCACAUAUGAACAGAGAACACCCGAGUUUAUCGCAUGGUGUGCCGCCAACACCAAGAGACUGGCUACUGAGGGUCUGUCAGAUCUAGGGAAGGCAGAGCUUCGCAAAUUCUCUUCUCGUAUUGUGGGGCGAUGGCCCAACGGGGCUCCGCUUGAAAUUCACCCGGACAGUGAUCCCACACCUAUGCGGAGUGCCGAUCCAAUUGCUAACAAGCAGUUAUUGUUCAAGGAAUGGAAAGACGCAGGGUUAGACCCCGACGCAGAAUAUCGGAAAUUGGAAGAAGAAAACCACACAGAUGCCUUCACUUACAACCCCGAUGACCAAACUAAAUGUCCUUAUGCCGCACAUAUUCGGAAGUGCGGGCCUCGUGAUGACUUCCCCAACUACGAGAAGCAUCUCAUGCUGCGACGAGGAAUUCCAUAUGGACCCUUGACGCUGAACAAUGAAAAGGGUGGUGGUGUAUCACAGCAUGACCGGGGUCUCCUGUUCGUUUCUUACCAGAGCAGCAUUGAAAACGGAUUCCGAUUUGUCCAGAAAGUUUGGGCAAACGAAGAGGAUAAGCCUGUUGAUUUCACCUCCAAGUUGGGAAAUGCCGGGCCCCAGGGUAUCGAUGCUAUCAUCGGUCAAAUGCCCCCCGACUACCGUCACGAGGAGGAUGUUACCAAAUACGAAAGCCCAGCUCCAGUUGCAAAUUUCCCUGAUGUUCAGAAGCCCGUGCCAACCCCCAACAAGCACUUUAUCCCCAUCGAACGCUGGGUUAUCCCUCGUGGUGGCGAGUACUUCUUCGCACCUUCAAUUUCCGGAUUGCAAGAUACACUUUGCAAGUGA
Messenger RNA from Penicillium nucicola, 1605 nucleotides. RefSeq names its product Dyp-type peroxidase. Lineage: Eukaryota; Fungi; Ascomycota; Eurotiomycetes; Eurotiales; Aspergillaceae. Gene Ontology annotation, cellular component: cytosol. The record is from RefSeq and is a predicted model, not a curated record. Gene Ontology annotation, molecular function: peroxidase activity; heme binding. The transcript has 8 exons. Bases 1 to 1605 code for a protein of 534 amino acids.